Molecule: messenger RNA, 954 nt
Organism: Brachypodium distachyon (stiff brome)
Lineage: Eukaryota; Viridiplantae; Streptophyta; Magnoliopsida; Poales; Poaceae
Exons: 3
Coding region: 37-468 (143 amino acids)
Source: RefSeq, a predicted model, not a curated record
AGAAAAAAAAGAGCCAACCAGGAUUAAAAAAAGAAAAUGUCAUGGGUGGCAAGCAAGGAAACGUCACAUGUGACAUCGGAUGGGAAGCAACCUAGCUGGAAGACCGAUCUGAUUAUCUCCUGCCAUGGCGGCUUUGAGAAUUUAGAGACUGAAAUAUCAGAAGGGGAGUUGCUUUCCGAGCUAGUUUCUGUGCUGAAAAAUUCUAGGGCGAAAUAUACAAUUCUUUAUGCUUCCCAGCCCUAUGAUUUGCUGGAGAGCCCUUCCAAUCUGCCAUUAGCGAGGUAUCUUGCAGAGAAGACCAACACUACUACCAGAGCUGGCCUAGGCAAAUGCGAUGGAGUGCCAAGUAAAAUCAGUCUUCUGGAGGGAACUUUUGUUGGUUUAGUGCUGCUGAUCAUCUUGAUCUCAGGACUCUGCUGCAUGAUGGGAAUUGAUACCCCCUCAAGGUUCGACGCUCCCCAGGACUAGUAAUCUCAAUGCUGAUCCUACCUUUAAGCACGUAUGAGUCAGAAGAUCAAGGCGGGGAUGAGAAAUAUCAAUCGGCAAUGUUCGUUAGAGUGCGCUGUGGAUAUAGUUGCGUCGUGGUCAAAUUUUAGUGAAAUAUUAUUGCAUUCCAAACUUACAACUGACCGCAAAGAUGUAGCUUGUCUGAGAACAUGUCCUCAUGCAAGUCUUGUGUUGUACUCGCUCCGAUCCUAAAUUCUUGUCGCGAGUUUAGUUCAAAUUUGUACUAAGACCACGACAACAAUUUAGGAUGGGAGAGAGUACUAGUUAGCAUUGUUGCUUCAGUUGUUUUCUGUGAAUAACGUGGGAUUCAGGUAGCCAAUAGCAUGGCGUUGUCCUGUGAUCAGUAAAAAUCAACUUGUUCAUGUACUCAUUCGAUGUUCGCAGGUAUAAGCAAAUGAUGUCAUCUAUGAACGGUUUAGUUACUGUCAGGUUCCUGUGGUUUUUGCU